Messenger RNA from Myxocyprinus asiaticus (Chinese sucker), 3289 nucleotides. RefSeq names its product serine active site containing 1 (gene serac1). The transcript has 16 exons. NCBI's taxonomy places the organism in Eukaryota, Metazoa, Chordata, Actinopteri, Cypriniformes, Catostomidae. The record is from RefSeq and is a predicted model, not a curated record. Bases 507 to 2483 code for a protein of 658 amino acids.
AAUAAUGUCGCUUCACGUCAAGGUUCGUUCACACAAAAACACAUUUCCUGUUUAUAUAUUCUGUCAAAAGUAAUCGUGUUUUCGCUCAAACCGCGUAUAUUUUAAGGAACUUCUGCACAUUCAACGUACGGGUUAUUUAACUCUCAAUCUUAAUCAGAUUGUGAAUUUCGCCAGAGUGCUAUCAAGCUAACUAACUCGACAUUGCAUGUACAAGCCGACAGCUUAUUUAACCUCAUCAAAUGACGAAUUACCAUCGGAGUAAGACGUCUAGGAACAGUUAGCUUUUAAUGAGAAUCAAAUCUGCUCUAAAUCACAAAUAUUGUUCACUUCGUUCGAGUAGAGAUCAGCUGACAGUGACCUCUCUGCUGGCAUGUCACGAGUCCUCCACCUCCUGUAUGUAGAUCGAUCGACGUGAGAAGGUCACUUUAGUCAGCAAGUAAUCAUAAACAGCUGUAAUAUAUGUCUCACCGGCCCUCUGGCCUGGUUAUCUGCGAGUGAAGACGCAAAUGUCUUUGUCUGCCCUGCGAAUGAUCCGCUGCCUGAGUCUGAGCACCUCUGGACCUGCUGUGAAGAGAGCAUUGCUAUGGAAAGACCUCAGGAAAAUAGCAAAAGUAACAGGAGCAAUAGUAUUGGGAGGCUGUGUUUUCAUCACGUAUGAAGUGGUUACUCUGAACCAGGUCAUCACUAUCGACACCAGUGCCAUUCUAAAAGAGAAACACAAGUCCUACAUCUACCUGACUCAUGCCACUAAUAGAGAACAAGAGAGUCUUGCUUCUGGCCUCACAACCAAAACUAGGAAGGAGCUUCAUAAAGCAGCUAGAAAAUUUCUUGAAAUUACUUCAAGAUUUCUGCUUCACCCACUGGACGAGCAUCUCAGUCAGCUGGAUGCAGAUCCUCAUGAAUGUGCACUAUGGGUCCUGUUGAAGAGAACCUUUUCUGCCGACCAGAUCGUGAGACAGCAGGCGGUGCAGGACCUGGCCCAGAACCACCACUGGCAGGAUUAUCAGUACCAGACAGCAGCACAGGUGGUAGAUCAGCGCACAUCUGUGGGUCUCGCCCGCUUCCCUAAUGUGGACCUGCGCUUCUUUCUCCCUCCUCCUCCACUGCCGCACACAGAGGAUGCUAUAUCAAUAGAAGAUGGCCUUAGGCAGUUGCUUGCUUCCAUGCCCCAGUCGGAGGUGGAUCAGUGUGUGCAGUACUUUACCUCCCUGGCACUUCGAGAGAGCAGCCAAUCACUAGCUUCUCAAAGGGGAGGGCUGUGGUGUUUCGGAGGAAAUGGGUUGCCCUACGCCCAAAGCCUCACUUCCACCCCUUCAGAGAAGGUGGAGAUUUUCUGUCUGCAAGCACUGGUGCAGCACUCUAAGGUCCCCAGUCAUUGUGGCCACAUUGUUGCUAAUGGAGGAUUGCAGCUUUUGCAAAGAGUCUACCAGCUUCGCCAGGACUCUCCGAAGAUUCAGCGCAACAUUGUGCGAAUUAUUGGAAACCUUGCCUUGAAUGAGAGCGUGCACACAGCCAUACUUCAGUCAGGUUGGGUGUCUGUCCUGGCACAGAUGACCCAGUCACCACACAUUAUGCAGGCGUCUCAUGCAGUCCGUGCCUUAGCAAAUCUGGACAGAGAUGCAGUAAGGGAGAAGUACCAUGAUGGUGUUUACAUCUUACACCCACAAUGCCGCACAAACCAGCCAGUCAAAGCUGAUGUUCUCUUCGUACAUGGCCUCUUGGGUGCAGCUUUUAAGACGUGGCGUCAAAAAGACUGUGAUAUUAUGGAUGAAGACAAUGUGGAAGGGAUCCGAGAGGACUACACUGAAUGCUGGCCCAAGUCAUGGUUGGCUGCAGACUGUCCAAACCUUCGAAUCCUCUCUGUUGAGUAUGACACCCAUUUAAGUGAUUGGAAAGCCAAGUGUCCUGCUGAAAACCAAAGGAAGUCCUUAGCAUACAGGAGUCAAGAACUGCUGAGGAAAUUGAAGGAUGCAGGUGUAGGUGACAGGCCUGUGGUCUGGGUAGCCCAUAGUAUGGGAGGUUUACUUGUUAAAAAGAUGCUUUUAGAUGCCUCAAAAGAUCCUGACCUCAGUGCACUGAUUAAAAACACAAAGGGAAUUCUGUUCUACAGUGUUCCCCACCAUGGCACAUUCAUGGCAGAGUAUUCUGUAAAUGUCCGAUACCUUCUGUUUCCUUCCAUAGAAGUGAGGGAACUAUGUAGAGACUCUCCAGCGUUGCGAGACUUACAUGAAAAUUUUCUCAACAUUGCAAAAGAACGAGAGUUCAAAGUCCUCAGCUUUGCAGAAACACUGCCUACUUCCAUUGGUCCAAUGCUUAAAAUAUUGGUAGUUCCAUCUGAAUCGGCUGAGCUGGGAAUUGGGGACCUCAUCCAGGUGAAUGUAGAUCACCUUAACAUCUGCAAACCAGAAAAAAAGGACUCCUUUCUUUAUAAACGUAGUUUCCAAUUUAUUCAGGAUGCUCUUGGGGGGCCGAGAAUUCAGUGAACUUCUAAGUCAACGAUUUACAAUCUUAAAGUGAUCUCUUGCCAUAAUUAUACUUUGCCUCUGAAGAAUUCAACCACUUACAUUUUAUAAGAUAAUGUUAUUUAUGACCAAAAUGAAUUUUCAAAACUGCAUAGCUGGAAAAGGAGUAAAUGUUUUAUUUGUACUAUUUUUGUAAAAUCUAUGACACUUAAAUCUGCAUAGAUCUGCAUAGGUCUAUCUGGCUGUAAAAUGGAAACUCCACUGACUUUUCACUUUUAUUAUUUUUCCUGAUUUUUAAUUCUUGCCAUAAUGAAGAUGCUCUGUUUGAAUCCCUUGGAUUAACUUUUAAUAUAUUAAUGUGGAAUCUAAAGCAAGAUAAUGUACUGUAUUCAGUAUUUCAGUCAUUCUGUGUUAGCACUUUUUCAGCAUUUCAUUUUAACUGGACUAUACAUGCUGUAACACAAAAAUAAAUUAGUAAGAAGUUUAUUAUGUUAACUCAAAGCACAGUUCAGGAGUCAAUUUGUUUAUAUUAUUUAUUUUUCUUGGAACAAAAAGAGAUACUUAUAGUUUUUCUUUUUGUUAUAACAGACAAAAUCAGAAUUGCCUUAUUUUCUUAACUCACCAGCCUUCUUUGUAUCCUUACCUCAAAUGCAAAAGUUGGUACUGAUGUUGGCUGUAAUUUGUCGAUAUUUUUGUACUAAUGUAUUAACUGUUGUACUUGCAUUGAACCAUGCUUCUUUGCCAUUGAUUUUGGUGUUGAGUGUUUGCAAGACACAAAUAUUGUCAAAUCUUCAGUACAUUAAAUAAAGCUGUGCAUCCUAACUUCA